AUGGACUGGGCGUGCGUGAACUGCUCGUUCGAGAACCCGCCGCAGGCGGCGCGCUGUGAGAUCUGCCGCUCCGCCCGCCCUGGCGCCGUGGAAUUUGGCUCGGCCAAGCGCGCCCGCGCCUCGCCGACGCCCGCGCGCGGCAAGAAGAAGACCAAGGCCGCCACGCCAACGUCGUCGUCCUUCUUCCGCGAAGACGCGCGGCUGCUCGAGAAGAAGCUGCAGCAGAUGCGCGAGUGCUUGGGCAAUGGUGUGAGUGACGAAGAGAUGCGGCGGCUGCUCCAGAAGAACGCGGGCAGCGUCAGCUUCUCGAUCGCAGCCUACUACGAACAAGCGUCGCGCCAAGAAGCAGCGACCGCCGACAGCGACGUCACGUACUGGACGCGCUCGACGGAGCCAUCCAUGUACUACCUCGGCGUCGCGACGGCCGAUGCGUCGGUCACGCGGCGCGAAGACCGCUCGAUCAAGACUGGCGCACGGUUCCACCUUCAGGUCGAAGGCGGCAACAUGGUGCGGGUCGUCACGACGUCGGGCAACGUCGUCGUUGGCCGCAUGGACGAAUCGUGGGAAGAGAUGCUCGCGGAGCUCUUGGCAGCGCGCCUUGUGGCGGUCGGCGCGACGGUCGUUGAGGCGCCGUUCGAGUCGGCUGUCUUUGCGCGCUUCCAAGUCCAGCUGUUUGUGUUUGGUGCGCCAGCCUUUUGGUCGGCGCUCGAGAAGACGCCCGUCACGUAUACCGACCAUCGCUGGAAGGAGAAGGCCUUCCUCCUCCUCGAGUUUCUCGGGAGCCCGAAAAAGUCGAUUCUGACGCCGUCGUCGACGCUCGUACUGCCCGGCGAGACGUAUGAAAAGAUGAGCGACGACGUGUCCGUCGAUGUGCUGUACCGCACCAGCAUCUCGCCUCACGAUGCGAUUCCGGGCUACAGCGCCGAGGCCGUGCACGGAACGAUGCACAACAUCACGCUGCGGUCGUACCAAGAAGAGGCGCUGCGCUGGAUGCUCUUUCGCGAACUCAACCAGAACGCGCUCAGCGACAGCCACCUCAUUGGCCAAGCGCUUCGACUGGACGGCGCCAGUGUCAGUCUCGACGACGACGAGUCGUCCAGCACGAUGCAUCCGCUCUGGUCGACGCGGACGUGCACCCACCGCGGCGCAACCGUGCCCUACUACGUCAACGUUUUCGAACGCCUUGCUGCGCUGACGCCGCCGGCGCCGCCCGUGCCAUGCCGAGGAGGCAUCUUGGCCGACGACAUGGGCAUGGGUAAAACCAUCAUGGUGCUCGCACUCGUGGCGGCGCGGGCCAAAUUGUACACGGCGGAUUUUACACCGGCGCACGCUUCGGGCAGAACGCGUGCCAAGACGCUCGUCGUGUGCCCACUGAGUUUGCUGCACCAGUGGAAGCAAGAGUUUGAGACGCGCGCGCCGACCCUCCGUGUCGCUCUGUAUUACGACGCGCCGAAGAAGUCACUGGUCGCUGUUGACGCCGACGUCAUCUUGACGACGUACGGCGUGCUCUCGAGCGAGAAGGAGUCGGCGCUGCACGCGUUCCACUGGGACCGGCUCAUUCUGGACGAGGCGCAUUCCAUCAAGAACCGGUCGACGGCGUACUUCAAGUCGUGCGCGGCACUCUCGGCCACGCACCGCUGGUGCCUCACGGGCACGCCGAUCCAAAACUCGCUCGAAGACAUCUUGUCAUUGCUCGUGUUUCUCCAGUACCAACCAUGGGACAAGACCGAGUGGUGGAGUCGAGUCGUUGCGCAGCCGUACGAGAAAGGCCAGCAAUGCGCCUUGAUGCGCCUUCAGGCUAUCCUGGGCCCCAUUCUACUUCGGCGCACGAAAGCAACCCGCGAUUCGAGCACGGGCGAGCUCAUCGUGCAGCUCCCGCCCAAGCGCAUUGAGGUCGUGCGUCUCACCUUCUCGGCCGAGGAACGCCAGUUCUACAAGGCCGUGUACGCCAAGAGCCGCGGUGAGUUUUACGGCUACGUCGAGAGCGGCAACGCGAUGGCGAGCUACGUGGCCAUCUUUGCGCUCCUUCUGCGUCUUCGCCAGGCGUGCGACCACCCGUUCCUUGUCAUGGGCAAGACCGAAGUGCAAAAGACCGUCGCGCAAAAGAAGAAGGCGGCGGCGACGGCCACCAAGCACGCGACCAACGCCGACUACUACGCCGAGCUCACGGCCAUCUUGCAGCAGUCGUCGUCCGAGUCGUCGUCCUCAGCGACGACGUCAACGACGAACAGCAGCGACGAGACGUAUAUUUCAAGUCGGAUCCUCGAGAUCCAAGACGAAGGCCUCGACUGCCAAGAGUGCCCUGUCUGCUUGGACGUGCCUCAAUCGCCCGUGCUCACGCCGUGCGCACACUUGCUCUGCCACGAGUGCGUCCGCGCGGCUUUGGACACCGCGCCCGUCUGCCCCGUCUGUCGCGCCGACGUGGGUCUGGACCAGUUGAUCCCGAUCACGCCGCCCGAGCGCGCCGACGUGACGCCGUCGCCGGGCGACAGUGCCGGGAGCACCAAAAUGCGCCAGCUUCUCCGCGACCUCGAGGCGCUUCGAGCCUCGGAGCCGCACCGAAAGGUCGUCGUCUUUUCCCAGUGGACGCACAUGCUCGACCUCGUGGGCUCGACGCUCAACCAGCACGGCUUCUCGACCGUUCGCUUUGACGGGUCGCUCAAGCAAGACGAGCGCGAGCGCGUUCUGUCGGAAUUCAGCCGCGGGUCGGCCAAUGUGCUCGUGAUUUCGCUCAAGGCCGGCGGCGUCGGCCUCAACCUGACCGCUGCCUCGGUCGUUGUGCUCCUCGAUCCGUGGUGGAACCCGGCGCUCGAAGACCAAGCCAUUGACCGCGUCCACCGCUUGGGCCAGGACCACGACGUGAUCGUGAAAAAGUAUGUCGUCGACGACACGGUCGAAGACAUGAUUCUGCAGCUCCAAGAACGCAAAGCCACCAUGGCAUCGACGGUCCUCGCGACGUCCAAGCCCGGCGCCGACAGCGACGGGCGCCUCGGGCUCGCCGACUUGCUCAAGUUUUUCCGAUAA
Saprolegnia parasitica CBS 223.65 is the source of this 3024-nucleotide messenger RNA. RefSeq lists its product as hypothetical. Bases 1 to 3024 code for a protein of 1007 amino acids. The transcript has 8 exons. Gene Ontology annotation, molecular function: ATP binding; ATP-dependent chromatin remodeler activity. Lineage: Eukaryota; Oomycota; Saprolegniomycetes; Saprolegniales; Saprolegniaceae. The record is from RefSeq and is a predicted model, not a curated record.